This is a messenger RNA of Hymenoscyphus albidus, 993 nucleotides long. The record is from the annotation of a GenBank genome assembly. NCBI's taxonomy places the organism in Eukaryota, Fungi, Ascomycota, Leotiomycetes, Helotiales, Helotiaceae.
GGUUUUUGGGAUGGAGGGGCGAGGGAGGAGGGGUGUUGAGGAUGUAAGUUUUAUUUUUGCUUGGUUCUUGCUGCUCUUAUAUUCUGAGGUGUUUUCUGAGUUUGAUUUGGUUCUUGUCGUUUUUUUCUAUGUUUAUAGAAAGUUUUGUUCAUUGACGGUGGUCGAGUGGCUUCCUCUUUUGGGCAGAGGGGAGAUGAAGAUAUAUUUUCGAGGGUUGUGGAAUGGAUGGAUAGAGACUGGUUGGUAGAGAUUGUCAUGUGGUUUCCUCGCCCCUUGUAAUCAUCUAGUCUUGCUCUCAUCAGUCCCAGCUCAAUGAUGAAUUCCAACGCUAGCAAAGUGGAAAUCAGGUCUCUCUUCCACUAACAAAAACAUAUACCACAUCACUACAGUACCUCUCCUCAUUCCCGCCACUUUUCUGAAUAUACCCAAACUAACAUACCGUGUAGAAAAUAACAACAGUCCUCAACAACCUAACCACGACUCUCCUCCUCGAACUCAAUAAACCGCUAUUCUCAUCACCAGAAUCUCUAAACCAACAGCCCCCUGCAAACACGGAAAUACCGUGCUCCAUUAUCCUGACAGAAUAUAAGUCUUUCCUUUCUUCGACGGUGCAUUUCCUGCAUGCUAUCCAGGAGCUGCAGAUGCUUUACCAUUUUGGUGAGGAAAGUGGGGUUGCGAAAGGUGUUGGGACCUUGCAGAGGCAGUGGGCUAGUAGGAGUGGUGUAAGUUUUUCUUUCUCAUUCUUUUCUUAUUCAUCGGCCUCUUUCCAUUUCCUCCACAUCUUUUGUUCUGUUUUGGUCGAUAUGUUGUGGGGAGUGGUUACUAAAUGUCCCAAUAGAAUUCCCAGAAUCGAUCGUUCAUUGAGCAGCAGAUUGCUUGUUAUAAGCCGACUGAGUGCUUCCCCAAGAAUGAGGUUUUGAUUCGGGGCGUGGAGGUGGUGGAAUACCUUAAUGAUUUGUUGGAUUUGUUUGAUUGAGUGGGACUUGAUCAGUG